Molecule: messenger RNA, 1008 nt
Organism: Ostreobium quekettii
Lineage: Eukaryota; Viridiplantae; Chlorophyta; Ulvophyceae; Bryopsidales; Ostreobiaceae
Source: the annotation of a GenBank genome assembly
AUGAAGCCAGCCGCGACUCGGUCCGUGGCGGCGGCGCCUCGACCGACUCCGCCACCAGCACGACCGUCGCGACCCGUCACGAGGCCGCCGAAUCGCCCCCUAGUCAUCCCCGUCCGGAGCGCCAGCCCCGCGGCGCCCGCAGCGCAGCAGGCGUCGGGAUCCGAGUACCAGUGGACCUACCAGGGGCGGCGUAUCCCGGUGCCUUAUGACGUGAUCGGCCGGGGGCCCCCGGGUCUGAUGCUCCCCGCCAUGAGCACCGUCUCCCUGAGGUCUGAGCUGGCCGGCCUGGCGCAGGCGCUGGCCGACCGGGCGUCAUGGACGGUCCCCGAUUGGCCGGGCUUCGGCGAGUCCAGCCGCCCUCCGCUGGAAUACGGCCCGGACGUCUUCCGAGAAUUUUUGGCCGAUUUUGCUUCCGCCAUUUUUGACGGUCCCGUGCCCGUGGUCGCCGCCGGCCACGCCGCUGGAUUUGCGCUUGAGCUCGGGAGGGCGGAUCCCGGCAGGUGGUCGAGGAUUGUGCUCGUGGCGCCGACCUGGAUGGGGCCGUUCAGGGCGAUGGGGAUGUCGGAGGGCGUGAAGGCGUUCGCGCGGGGGUUGAUCAGGUCGCCGGUGGUUGGGGAGGCGCUGUACGGCGCCCUGACGACCCCGGACCAGAUCAGGGCCCAAUAUGCGUCCCACGUGAUGGUGGACAGGGCCUUCUUGACGGACGACUUUGUGGCGCGCAAGCAGGGGCUGACGCGCGUGGAGGGCGCGAGGUUCGCCCCGAGCUCGUUCAUCACGGGCUACCUGGACCCGUUCGAGGACAGGGAGGGGGUGCUGGAUCUGGCCAGGUCGCUGGAGGUGCCGGUGGUUGUUGUGGUGGGGGAGGACACGCCGAGGAAGAGCAAGGCGGAGAUGGAGGCCCUGGGGGCGGUGGAGGGGGUGGAGGUGAGGCGCGUGAGGGGCUCGCUGGGGGUGCACGAGGAGUUCCCGCGGGAAGUGGCCGAGGCCGUGUUGCCGUUCCUGAGUUGA